AAAGCCUCCUGUCACCCAGGCUUGUUUAACGUUCCUCUGUCGGUCUUUGAUACCUUCUCCCAGGCUUCGCUCCCUCUAACGGUGCGUGUUCUCUCUAAGGCCUUCAGGCCUCACAGCAUGAAGCAGGAACCAUGGGCUUUCUGGAAAACUACCAGGAGAUCGACCCCGUCACUUUGAACCUUUGCAUCCUCAUCGCCAGCUACGUUAUCUUGCUCCUGGUCUUCCUGAUAUCCUGUAUCAUGUAUGACUGCCGGGGCAAAGAUCCUACCAAGGAGUACGCCCCGGACCCGCAGCCAACCCAGUCUCCCAUCAGGCUGGUGGUGAUGCAGAGCUCUCCAGCCUCGGUGGGACGGUGGGACACGACCAACAUGAUCACGACGUACCACGAGCCUACGCACUCGGACUUUAGGGAGAAGAAGAGCACGAUGGUCUGAGGGACACUCAGAGGACUCACCUUUGUACAUAAUUGACUUCUUUUUUUUUGUUUUAUACAUACAUUUUCUUUUUACACUUUCUUGCUUGGAAA
Solea solea (common sole) is the source of this 526-nucleotide messenger RNA. RefSeq names its product small integral membrane protein 36-like. Lineage: Eukaryota; Metazoa; Chordata; Actinopteri; Pleuronectiformes; Soleidae. The record is from RefSeq and is a predicted model, not a curated record. The transcript has a single exon. The coding region runs from base 132 to 434 and encodes 100 amino acids.